AUGGAUAAGAGUUGGAUUCAUCAUCCUAAUAGGUUGUCAACUAAAUAUGCCAACGGUGUGCGCUCAUUUAUUGAAAUUGCUCGAAAUCAUGUUGAUAGUGAUGAGAACACACGUUGUCCAUGUCGUAAGUGUCUUAAUGCCUUUUUUGAGUCAAUUAGUGUUGUUAAGAAACAUCUUUUUAUGAAUGGAUUUUCGAGGACAUAUGAAAAUUGGAUUUUUCAUGGAGAUAGUCUAUUUGACGCUGUAAGAGAGCCAACCGAUCCAAUGCAUUCUACUGACAUGGACCAACCAACUUCUAAUGGUGUAGACAUUAAUGAUGAUAUGUUAAAUGUGUUAAAUGAUGUUUGUCGCCCUGCUACCUCCACUAGUUUCAACCAAGAUAACAUUAAUGUAGAAGCAGAUGCAAUUGAUGAGGAAAAUAGUAACAAUGAGCAUGAACCUUUUGAUCAUUUAUAUAGUGAGGCAGGGAAGAAGUUGUAUCCAGGUUGUAAAUUAUCUACUUUAACUUUUGUGGUUAGGCUAAUGCAUUUGAAGGUUCUCAGCCUUUGGAGCAACAAGUCACUUGAUAUGUUGCUUACACUGUUGAAUGAGAACCUGGGACUUGGUUGUGAAAAGAUUCGUGCGUGCAAAUAUGAUUGUGCAUUGUUUUGGAAAGAAAAUGAGAAAUUGGAAAAUUUUCCUGUAUGUGAUGAAUCUCAUUAUAAGUUGAAUAAUGACAAUGGGCAAAAGAUACCACAUAAAGUUCUUAGAUACUUUCCUUUGAAGCCGAGAUUGCAGAGAUUAUUUAUGUCGAGGCAUACAUCGGUUGAUAUGCGGUGGCAUAAUGAGAAGCAAGUUAAUGAUGGUGUGCUUCGACAUCCAGCUAAUGGGGAGGAAUGGAAAGAGUUUGAUAGGUUAUAUCCAUCAUUUUCUAGUGAUGCACGAAAUGUUUGA
Molecule: messenger RNA, 933 nt
Organism: Pistacia vera
Lineage: Eukaryota; Viridiplantae; Streptophyta; Magnoliopsida; Sapindales; Anacardiaceae
Exons: 2
Coding region: 1-933 (310 amino acids)
Source: RefSeq, a predicted model, not a curated record